AUGUUAAGUGCUAAACUACGCUUUCUACGUGGAUUGGCUCCCGUCAGCUUUGAUGACUCGAUUCUCCAAUGUUCUACCUUACAAAAUAAGUAUGAAGUACCGAAAAAUCUCCAGUCAAAUUUUGUUGCCUCAGAAAAAUUAUAUUCUCGACAUUUGCUACACUUACAGGAAGCAUAUCUCAAUAGAUUUCCAUUCACUAUUGCUAAUCCCGCUGUUACCGAAUUAGUCUCUUGUAAGGGCUCUACUUUCGUGUGUCGUAACAAGCCCAUAGAAACAAAAAAUCAAAGUUGUCAGACUGAAACACUUGAUACCGAAACAAACUUAGAAGCUUUAUCUACAAAAGUAGAUCAAAUCUUUCACAAGUUAAACUGUCAUGCACUGAAAUCUAUUUCAGAAAGCAAGAUAAAACACUUCCCCAAAUUGUGGUUGGAUUUAGGGGAAUUAAACUAUUCACCAGCGCAGUAUAAUCUAGGCGUAUGGUACGAAAAGCAAGCAUCUGAGUGCCUGUCUCUUCAGGAUGGUCUGAAGCGACAUUAUAACAAACAAGCGGGUCAUUGGUACAGUUGUGCUGUUCGAGGAGAUUCCCAUCCACUGGCUGCCUAUAAUUUAGCAUGUCUUAUUCUGGAUUCUGAAGAACCCAUAAUCCAUUCGAACUCGUCAGAUAAACCUUCCACAUUUACAGUCACAAAUCUAAUGAAACUGGCUGCUGAUGGUAAUGUCAAACGGUUAGUCACUUUUUUUAUCACAAGCUUAUAUACUCAGCAUAAGGACUCGCUGUUACAGCAUGUACUUUAUUGUCAUGAUUCUAGUUUACAAAUAUUAUCAGCCUUAAUUCUUUAAAAUUACUUCGGACUUUAUUAGUUAUUUUGUUUAUGACCGUACAUGCUUUCAAAAAGACAUCCGCCAACUAAAUCAAGUAAGAUAACCCAAGAUAAAUCGAUUUAUAUUGAUCAGCAUUUGGUUUUUGCGCCGUCUUCCUGAACCUAGUGAUGAACAGAUGGUCUAAAUAUUUAUCCAGCUUACAUAUUUUCUCCAUGAUGAGCUAUUUCCUCACAUAAAUUCUAUUCAGUCAAUUUUCAUUUAUUUCAAGGAUACUGAUGUACAAAGUAUAAGAUAAACUGGUAAUUAGUGUUAUAACUGAAAUGGCGAUCGUGAUUGAUGUGUUUUUUUUAACUCAUCUAUGUAAAAAUUUAGUAUUAUUUUGAAAUAAAUGGAUCAUCUUCUUAGUUUCCAGGACUGGGUAUUUUAAACUCCCACUAGUGCGUACACGUCCAACUAUGCUAACAUCCAGUAAUAAAAAUAAAAUAGAGAACUAUCGUAUCUGGAAUUUCGAUUUUCCCUGAUAUGAACUGCUAGUUGAUGGAUAAGGUAUUUUCCUACCCCAGAUUUUGAUUUAUGCGAUUACGUGAUCCAAAUCCCACUGUAUAUUUAUUCCUGCCUUCAACCAAUCAACGUGAAUUACUCGACAGUUUUCUUGUGUUGAAAUUUUAGGUUCUAAUUUUUACCGGUGUAAACCACAUUCACUUUUUAAUCAUCAUCAAAACUGAGUCAUAUUAUAGAUCUUUUGGGAAACAUUUUACCGGAGUAAAAUGUUCAUUAUUUUGAUAGAUUUUAUGUCCUUGCCAAAUUAUAAGAAACAUUUCAUUCUUUCUUUAUUCAGGCAAAGAAAUACUUAUCGGAA
Molecule: messenger RNA, 1681 nt
Organism: Schistosoma mattheei
Lineage: Eukaryota; Metazoa; Platyhelminthes; Trematoda; Strigeidida; Schistosomatidae
Source: the annotation of a GenBank genome assembly